Molecule: messenger RNA, 2430 nt
Organism: Nipponia nippon (crested ibis)
Lineage: Eukaryota; Metazoa; Chordata; Aves; Pelecaniformes; Threskiornithidae
Gene: PDE1A
Product: phosphodiesterase 1A
Biological process (GO): signal transduction
Molecular function (GO): 3',5'-cyclic-nucleotide phosphodiesterase activity
Source: RefSeq, a predicted model, not a curated record
CUACCGACUUAGCAUUUGUACAGUCAUAUUUUUAUUGAGAGGCUGGUAGAUAUUUAUUCAUUAAGAUCAAUUCGGGAUCAGCUAAAGAGAGGAAAGCUCUGGCAUUUGAACAUGCACUCUUUUUGUAGGGUGAUGUGGCUGAUACUGGCUUCUACCAUCUGCUUUCCUAUUGCAGCCUGUUUCUCCAACCUGCAGAGCAGAAACCAGCCUUUCUUUCCUUCUGGAUUGUUAAAGCCAUUCACAUUUAUCCUGUAUGGCAAUGAAUUAUAGUCCAUUUUAAGGAAUCUUUUGUGCUUCUGUGCGUAUUCCUACAACAGAAAAAGUGCAUGAGAAAGGAGCUUGAGCAGUCAGUAGUAUAGUAGCUGGCUCACCCGUAUGGAUUAGACUCGUGAGGACAAUAACGAUGGGGGCUCGAGCGACGGAAACAACUCGGGAACUGGAAAGCACCUCUAUAAAGUAUCAAAUAGGAGGACAUGCAGAGAAAAUGUGGCAACGGCUCAAAGGAAUAUUAAGAUGCUUGGUAAAGCAGCUGGAGAAGGGUGACAUUAAUGUGGUGGAUUUAAAAAAGAAUAUUGAAUAUGCAGCAUCUGUGCUGGAGGCAGUUUAUAUUGAUGAAACCAGGAAGCUUUUGGACACUGAGGAUGAGCUCUCUGACAUCCAGUCGGAUUCAGUCCCACUGGAAGUGCGGGACUGGUUAGCUUCUACAUUCACGAGGGAAAUGGGAAUAGUGAAGAGGAGACCUGAAGAAAAGCCCAAAUUCCGAAGCAUUGUGCAUGCUGUACAGGCUGGGAUUUUUGUAGAAAGGAUGUACCGAAGAACUUCUAGCAUGGUUGGUUUGGCUUACCCAGCAGAAGUGAUAGUAACAUUUAAGGAUGUUGAUAAAUGGUCUUUUGACGUAUUUGCCCUAAAUGAAGCAAGUGGAGAGCACAGUCUGAAGUUUAUGAUGUAUGAGCUGUUUACCCGAUAUGACCUUUUGAGCCGUUUCAAGAUCCCUGUUCCCAAUCUUAUUUCAUUUGCUGAAGCUCUUGAGAUCGGUUACAGCAAAUACAAAAAUCCGUAUCACAAUUUGAUCCAUGCAGCUGAUGUUACUCAAACUGUGCAUUACAUAAUGAUUCACACUGGUAUCAUGCACUGGCUCACAGAACUGGAAAUUUUAGCAAUGAUCUUUGCAGCUGCCGUCCAUGAUUAUGAACAUACUGGGACCACAAACAAUUUUCAUAUUCAGACAAGGUCAGAUGUUGCAAUAUUGUACAACGAUCGUUCUGUUCUUGAAAAUCAUCAUGUAAGUGCCGCUUAUAGACUCAUGCAAGAAGAAGAGAUGAACAUCCUGGCAAAUUUAACCAAAGAUGACUGGAGGGAGUUGCGUAGCUUGGUCAUUGAGAUGGUCUUGUCUACAGAUAUGUCGGGUCAUUUUCAACAAAUUAAAACGAUGCGACAUACUCUACAGCAGACAGAGGGGGUAGACAAAGCCAAAGCCAUGUCUUUGAUUCUACAUGCAGCAGACAUAAGCCAUCCAGCAAAAUCCUGGGAACUGCACUACCGGUGGACCAUGGCCCUGAUGGAAGAAUUUUUUCGACAGGGAGACAAGGAGGCUGCUUUAGGUCUUCAGUUUUCCCCACUCUGUGACCGCAAGUCUACUUUGGUAGCUCAGUCCCAAAUAGGUUUCAUUGAUUUCAUAGUAGAACCAACAUUUUCUCUUCUUACGGACUCAAUGGAGAAAAUUGUUAUGCCUCUUAUAGAGGAAGCAUCAAAAUCUGAAAGUCCUGCAUUUGGGACACCCAGCCAGAAUAGUUUGGGAGCAGUAAGCAAUGCUGAAGCACAAAGACGACCCGGUUUUAAAAGUACCAGUGAUGGAGGGACUCACACAGAAAAUUCUCUAGCAACUGUAGACCUAACGAGGUUUAAGGACAACUUGAUGAAGAUCAUUCAAGCAAACAAAGAAAGAUGGAAAGAAUUAGCAGUAGAAGAAGAACUUGUGAAAAAUGUUGGUGAACAGGAAAAAGACCAAAGCAGAAAUUCCACAGAUGCACAGUUACAGGAAGAGACAACAAGGAUACAAAAUGAGAGUAGUCAGGGAAGCGAUGGUACAACCUGUCCUCCCAGAUCCAUCGUCCUACAAGUAGUCUCUUUCGACACUCCUCUGAGUGAUGAAUCCAACUCAGAAAAAUGCACUAACUCUGAUCCGAACCAGAAAGAUCUCACCGAUGCCCAGCAAGAAACACAGAAUACAGACCCACUGAAUGGUAAUGCUUCAUCACAGAGCACCAGUCAAUCUAAUGAAGCUGUCCAGGGUGAAGCUGCAGCAGUGUCUGGUAUCUCCCUGUCAAACAUCGACAGUAAUGUAAAAUAUCAAACUAAGGUGUUGUACAAACCACCACUGUAAGACAGUUUCUUCAGGCAUGUGUAGAAACAGUAGCGUCCUCAAACCAU